Messenger RNA from Prunus mume (Japanese apricot), 2447 nucleotides. RefSeq lists its product as uncharacterized. NCBI's taxonomy places the organism in Eukaryota, Viridiplantae, Streptophyta, Magnoliopsida, Rosales, Rosaceae. The record is from RefSeq and is a predicted model, not a curated record.
UAGAGCUUGUCUGUCUCUACGUCCAAUCUCUUCCCGUAUUCGGAGGGGUAUUUUCCGUAAUUUUGGAAUAGACACGUGUCUCUUUUCGUUAUUUCUGUCCUCGGACAGCCACUUACAAAAAAGGCUAACCCUACUUUGCCCCUUUUCUUCAAUCGCCGCCUCUUUUUCGAUCUCAAUAAUUUUUUCCCCCGAUUCCAUCUUGAUCUUUCGUCUCAAUUCCGAAAUUGAGAUUAGAUUCGAUUAAUUCGUUAUCUCCCCUAUCGUUCGAUCCCAAUUUCAACUAUAGCCGUGUUCCCAAUCCGAUUCUAGGGUUAGGGUUUCAGAAAUUGUUCGAUCUUCUUCUGCGAUCGUAGAUCUAAGAAACCAUUUUUUGGAUUAGCGAUUUCCGUUCUCAAUUUUUUCGGAUUCCGUAAAUUCUUUUGAAUUCUUUUGGAUGUUUAGGUUUUCUGAUUUCUGGGUUUUGAUCCAUUUAGGCUGAAUUAAUCCAUAGAUCUAUUAGCCUUUGAGGUUUUUCUAUCACACAGCUGCUGUAUUUGUCCGUUGAUCAGAUGCAAUUUUUGAGAUUUCGACGAAAAUUGAACAUCUAGGGUUAGGGUUUUCAAGAUUUUAGGGCUUUUCUUUAUUUUCUUAAAUUAGGUUGGGAAAAGUUCAGAUUCAUUCAAGUAAAACAGUUUUGCCCUUUGGUUGCGUUUCGAAUUGAGCUUUUAUCUUCCAAUUCAGCGAUCUGCUUCAUUUCUUGAAGACUAUUUUUUGAGUUUAAUAUGGUACAAAAACGGCCUCUUGAUGAUGAGCAAAUAUUUGUUUCUUUCAAGCACCCAAGACAAGUGGGGCACAGUAAAGAGCUAGUUUCUUUUUCAGAAUCUGUUUUUCCUGAAGAUGUGCAGACUUUAGAGAAUGGAUGGGCAAAAGACAAUGAUAAAGGUGAAGAGAAGCUUUCUGAUGACAUAUUUUCUGAUCUUCGUAAAGGUGGUGAGGAUGUUGAAACCAGUGCGCCUGGAAGCUUCACCAUCUCCUCAUGGACCACAAGCAGUACCAGUGAAGAAGAUUCUCUGUUGGAAGCACCAUUUCAUGGAUCCUUCGCGGACUGCUUCAAUCCUGAACGUCCAAUAAGGACAUUGGCUCAAUCUGAGGAUAUUUAUUCUUUUCUUUUGGAUCACCCUCCUCGGAAGUCUGUCUCCAUUGGACCAGAGCAUCAAGCUGAUGUUCCACCGUGGGGUGCACAGGGAACCAAUAAUAAUUCAAAUAAUUUAGAUACAUCUGAAGCAGUUUCAAACUCUGACCUUGAGGAUGAGAAACGACUGAUGGGGACCUGUGUUAUUCCAAUGCCUGAUUCUGAUUCAUCUGCCGACACUAGUUGCAUAGUUGGAAUUGGUAGAACUGAUUGCAGCUGUGAAGAUGAGGAUUCUGUUAGAUGUGUCAGGCAGCACAUUUUGGAAGCAAGAGAAAAACUUAUAAAGACAAUCGGGCCAAAGAGAUUUGAGGAGCUAGGAUUUAGUGACAUGGGAGAGCAAGUCGCACAAAGAUGGAGUGAAGAGGAGGAACAAUUAUUCCACCAGGUUGUCUUCUCAAAUCCAGCAUCGUUGGGCAAGAAUUUCUGGGACAAUCUUUCAACCGUCUUUCCCUCCCAGACAAAAAGGGAGAUUGUCAGUUACUAUUUCAAUGUCUUUAUGCUUGUGAAAAGGGCUGGGCAGAACAGGUAUGACCCAAUAAAUGUCGAUAGUGACAAUGAUGAAUGGCAGGGCAGUAAUGAUUAUGGUGACAAUCAACUAGCAGUUACAGAGGAUGAGGACUCAGUGGUUGAGUCUCCCAUAUGUCGAAAUGUUCCUCGUUAUUAUCAAAGUUGGAAGGAUAAUUUGCAAGAGUACGAUGAGGAAGUUGUGGAUGAUACUUGUGAUGAUAAUGUCAAUGUGGAUAUGUUUGGUGGGGGAACCAAGCAAAUUUUAGAUAGAUGCUAUGGGCUGGUUGACAACUGCAGUACCUGUCCUAUAGCUCAGCUUCAGGAUAAGAUUUCUUGGGAUGAAAAGGGGGAUCAAGAAGUCCAAGAUGAUUCAUGCACGUCCUUUGAUGCAGCGGCUGCUUCACAAGAGAAUCAGCUGAAGUCUGAGGAGGGGAAUCAUUGGUCGGGUGGUUUCAAUGGAUCUAGCAAUCGAGGUGACCAUGAAUAUGUCUUGGAGCCUUGUGAUACGAAAAUCUGGGAUGCUGGAUAUAUGACUUUCCCUGAGAAUAAGGUUGACUUCUUGCCAACUUGCAACAUGAUUGAAGAGGUGGUAAAAACUUGGGGUAGAGUUGCUUGUCCUUUAUCAAGGUGGUUUUGGAAAAGCAGCAUUGAGGUGUUCAUAUCCGGUGGUCCGCCCAGAGGUUUUUCCUCCGAAUUUUUUUUUAGAGGAGUUGAGUUUUCCUUGUGUACAUCUGAUUUGUUGGGAGAUGGAAGCUCGCCGUCCCUGUAA